UAACCUCGCCCUCGUCCCCUUUGUCACCCUCACCCUUAACCUCGCCCUCGUCCCAUUCCUCAUCCCUGCUUGGCACCCGGCAGCCCCUCCGCAAGGGGGCUUCUUGCACUUCCUGCUGCUGGUAGCUCCAAGCAGGGCCAUGCCGUGGCUUCUCAGCAAGAAGCGACGGCAGUCACCAUCCAGCACCACCAGUGGGCAGCCCUGGGCUGCCACCAGCUCCACCAGCGCCUCCGAGCUCAGGGAGGAGGGGCUGGGCAGGCUGCACCGCGCGGCCGCCCGCGGCGACCUGGCCUGGCUGAGGCGCUGGCGCUGGUAUGUGAAGGUAGUCGGCAUCGACAGGCGAGACCAGGAGAUGCGGACACCUCUGCAUCUCGCUUCGGCAAAUGGCCAUGCAGAUGUCCUUAGAUAUCUGCUAAGAAAGAACAGCCAGCCGAAUCUCGCUGACAACUUGAAGAGAACGGCACUGAUGAAGGCAGUACAGCAGGAGCAGGAAGAAUGUGUUGCUAUUCUGCUGGAACACGGUGCCGACCCGAAUCUGGCAGACGCUGGCGGCAACACUGCCCUUCACCUGGCUGUCCUAUCUAAAAAUACAGCUGUAGCAGGGCUGUUACUCGAGCAUAAUGCCAAUAGUGAUGCUCAGAACCAGAUGGGAUUUACUCCCUUAAAACUUGCAGCCCUCCUACAGCAUGAGGAGAUUCUGGAGUGCCUUCUGAAAAAAGCAGCUGACAGGCAUGCUCAAGCCCAGUGUGAAAGGACUGCUUUUGUGGUUACUGGAACCCAUGAGGCUCACCUGGAGGAAGAUAAUCUGCGCUUGCAGGAGGAGUUGGACAGGGCUGACGUGGAGCUGCAGGAGGAGGAAGAAAAGCAUCUUCAGUCUGAGCACUGCGUUCGUGACUUGAAGACUGCCUUGGAUGAUAAAGAAAGAGAAGCAAUAACUUCUUCCCCAAAACUGCAGGACCUCCUGUUGCCAUCUUCCGAGACUAAUACCACUCUAAAACAACUGGAAGAACACGUGCAACACCUUGAAAUUCAAAAGACCCGAUUGGAAGCCACUGUCCAGCAACAAAGCCAUAGGAUUGAAGCCCUUCAGAGAGACCUGCAAGCCUCUGCCUCAGUUGGUGAACUUUCCCAGCAGCUGGACAUGGAGCCUAAAACAGGCAUGCAGCUAGAGGACCAAAACCAGACUUUGCAAGAAGAGCUGUCCACUCUGCGUGGGAAGUAUGAAAAACUGGAGAAGAGCAAAUGCCAGCUGCAAGAAGAAGUGACAAAAGUCCAUCAUUAUUUGGAGACUUUCGUGCUGGAUGGCAGCCAAACAGCACAAUGUAAAAGAGAGGCGGAAGAACGAGCUGACCAGGAAAUAAGUCAAAAGCCACAAGACGUCAGUCUCGUUCUGCAAGCACAGGCAGCCUCCCAGGCUCGAUUAGAACAAAACGGAGACAGUCAUUGCGAUUCAGUGAGAAUCCAGUUAGAAGAAAGAAUUAGAGAUCUCGAAAGUGAACUGGACAGGGUAAAAAAAACCCAACAAGAGAGUGCUUCUCGUAAAGAAGCAACGCGGGGAGAAAUGGAAAUGUACAAAGACCUGUACCUGGAGGAAUUGAAAACUAGAAGAUGCCUAGACAAGAAACUGGAAAGGUUGGAAAAGCUUCUGAGGGUAGAUAGGAGGAAACUCAGGGCUAAUGAAGAGAAAGAAACCCAGUCCCAGCUGGAAGAAAUGAAGAACAGAUAUUCUGAAAAGGUCAAGGAAGUGGAUAGAUUACGAACAGAGGUUGCUGAACUUUCCCAGCAGCUGGACGGGGAAAGUAAAAAGUGCACGCAGCUGGAAGCCAAAAAUCAGGAUUUGCAACAAGAGCUGUCUACCCUGCGUGGGAAGUGCGAAAACCUGGAGAUGGACAAAUGCCAGCUGCAAGAAGAGCUGGCAAAAGUCCAGCACCAUUUGGAGACUAACAUGGUGAAUCGCACCCAACUAGAACAAUGUAAAAGAGAGGCGGAAGAACGAGCUGACCACGAAAUCAGACAAAAACUCCGAGAAGUCAAUGAGUUUUUGCAAGCACAGGCAGCCUCCCAGGACAGAUUAGAACAAAUCAGAGCCAGUCAUCAUGCUUCACUAAGAAACCAGCUAAAAGACAGAAUUAGAGAUCUUGAAUGUGAACUGGACAGGAUAAAAAAUACCCAACAAGACAGUACUUUUCAAAAAGAAUCCACCCAGGCAGAAGUGGAAAAAUACAGAGAGCUGUAUCUGGAGGAAGUCAAAACCAGAAAAAGCCUAGCCAAGAAACUGGAAAGGUAAGUCCAUGCUUUUCUGGACUGGUAAUAACACACUCCUUUUUCCUCGUGCAUUUUCCUUCUAAAAUCCCUUUUUUACGUCUCGCCAGCACGAUGUGU
Molecule: messenger RNA, 2382 nt
Organism: Pseudopipra pipra
Lineage: Eukaryota; Metazoa; Chordata; Aves; Passeriformes; Pipridae
Product: ankyrin repeat domain-containing protein 26-like
Exons: 12
Coding region: 140-2287 (715 amino acids)
Molecular function (GO): protein binding
Source: RefSeq, a predicted model, not a curated record